Messenger RNA from Eruca vesicaria subsp. sativa (arugula), 1303 nucleotides. The record is from the annotation of a GenBank genome assembly. Lineage: Eukaryota; Viridiplantae; Streptophyta; Magnoliopsida; Brassicales; Brassicaceae.
AUGCCUUCUUCAGUUCUCAUAAUUGUCCUCUUUCUCCUCUCAAUAUCAUUGUCCUCAGCUCAAACCUACAACAUUCUAUCAUACGGAGCUAAACCGGACGGUAAAACCGACUCCACCAAGGCCUUAACCGCCGUGUGGGCCAAAGCCUGCGCCUCAGUUAAACCGGUCACCAUUUCCAUCCCUAAGGGACGGUUUUUACUAGGAAGCAUUGUUUUUGAUGGAGCCAAGUGUAAACGCAAGUCAGUCACGUUCCGUAUUCAAGGUACACUUGUGGCUCCUUCGGAUUAUAGAGUCAUUGGCAGACAAAGCCAUUGGAUUUUCUUUCAGCAUUUUGAUGGUCUCUCCGUCUACGGCGGAGUUCUUGACGCUCAGGGAGCUUCUCUAUGGUCUUGCAAAAAGUCUGGCAAGAAUUGCCCAAGUGGUGCAACGAGCAUAGGGUUUCAAAGCUCAAGCAACGUGGUGAUCUCAGGGCUAACGUCACUCAACAGUCAGAUGUUUCACGUAGUAAUUAACGGUUGCCGUAACGUAAAUAUCCAAGGAGUCAAAAUUUCAGCUGACGGAAACAGUCCAAACACUGACGGCAUCCACGUCCAGUCAUCCUCCACCGUCUCCAUUCUCAACUCAAAAAUCUCUACCGGCGAUGAUUGUGUAUCCAUCGGUCCCGGAACUAACGGCCUCUGGAUCGAAAACGUUGCUUGUGGCCCUGGUCAUGGUAUCAGCAUUGGGAGCUUGGGAAAAGAGAGUGUGGAGGCAGGUGUACAGAACGUAACAGUAAAAACGGCAACGUUCACAGGAACAGAGAAUGGGGUGAGAAUAAAGUCAUGGGCCAGGCCCAGUAAUGGAUUCGCUAAGAACAUUCGUUUCCAGCAUUGCGUUAUGAACAACGUACAGAACCCAAUAGUCAUCGACCAAAACUAUUGUCCUGGCAACGAAAAUUGUCCUAACCAGGUUUCUGGGAUAAAAAUCAGCGAUGUGAUGUUCUUGGACAUACACGGGACAUCGGCGACGCAAGUUGGAGUGAAAUUUGACUGUAGCUCUAAGAAACCGUGUACCGGGAUCAGACUUCAAGACGUGAAGCUAACGUACCGGAAUAAACCGGCAAUGGCAGAUUGUAGCCAUGCAGGUGGGACUGAGGCUGGGACCGCUGGGUUUCAACAGCCCAACAGUUGUCUAUGACCAGACAAAUGAAUAUAUAUAUCUCUGUCUUGUGUCAUUGUGUGUUGUCUUUAGUCGUGAAUUGUAAGUAACGUUUUCGAUUCUAUAUAUAGUAUUACGACCCUGUUGGUGGUGGUUUGGAAUUGGC